Molecule: messenger RNA, 700 nt
Organism: Eufriesea mexicana
Lineage: Eukaryota; Metazoa; Arthropoda; Insecta; Hymenoptera; Apidae
Exons: 1
Coding region: 1-537 (178 amino acids)
Source: RefSeq, a predicted model, not a curated record
AUGGUUGGGUACAACGAGCCUCACGUUCUACUUCUGGUAACGCAAGGCGCGCAAAAGAAGAUCAGUAGCACACCACCGCCAAGGAUCAAAGCGAUCAUAGCCAAGAUCGUCCACGCAGUGGAGGCCGAGGUCACACGAGUAGAUAGCAGUCUUUUGGCCGCUGGCAGGUCGACCACCUCGUCGGUAUUCAAACCUAAUCUCUUAGCCUUGCUGAGCAAGAACUUGAGACGACGCGAUGCCUUCUCGCAAGACAUCCUCGAUGAUCUCUUCUACUGUAGCCUUCGAAUUUUCUCCAAUUACGUUCCUCCGCUAUUCGUCAUUGUAUUUAAACAGCUCCACGAAUUACCAAUUCCUCUGACAUUUACAAUAUUUUUCUGUUAUUUACUUGUCCUCUCGUUCUGUUCUCUUUCCGUUGAAAAAUACUCCUUUGUCAAUGUGGACUGGAUUUUUGAAAGAUCUUGUCAACUAGCUGUUACCGAGGAAGAGGCUGUUGCAAGAAUUUUAACUGUUGUCUACGUCUUGCAUCGUGUAUUUUGAUUUGAAUCGAUCUAAGUUCACCGUUCGAAGAUCGGCACAGUGGCGCACUCUAGUGGUAUCUUGUACAGUUAAUUCAUGGGUAGCUCACAACCUGGCAAUGGUGUAUAUAUCUUCCUGAUUAUACGAGGCAUGGAUGGCAUCGUGAAUUUUCUCUAUUCUCUGU